AUGGAUGCAGGAUUUGAUACCAGCUUUGCAGGAGGUGUGCCUGGUGCACAUCACAGGUUUUGUGUGCAGCAUGUCUGGAAGAAUUUCAUUAAGCAGUGGAAGGACAAGGCCAUUAGGGAAAUAGUUUGGGAAUGUACAAGAUGCACUACUGUACCUCAAUUCCCAAGGGCUAUGCAUAAAUUGAAAGAUUUGAAUGAAGAUGUUUGGGCAUAUCUACACAAGAUUGACCUGUCAUGCUGGGUCAAAGCCUAUUUUAGUCACUGGCCCAAGGGUGACAACAUUUCAAACAACAUGGCAGAGGUUUGGAAUGCGAAAAUUGUAGGAUAUAGGUCCAAGCCCAUAAUCAGUCUAUAUGAAGAACUUAGGUGUUACAUCAUAAGGAGGAUGGCAGCACAUCAAAGAAUUCUUGGAAUAGUUAGGGGUAAAAUUGCCCCUGCACAACAGAAGAAGCUUGAUCAAUUGAAGGUCCUAAGCAAUUCCUGGACCCCUACAUGGACAAGGAAUUUGAAUCAAGACAUAUAUGAAGUUAGUGGAAAGGGUGAAAGGGUUAGAGUAAAUUUAACAUAUAAGACAUGUGCAUGCAAUCUGUGGCAGCUGACUGGAUUUCCAUGUGAGCAUGCAAUUGCUGCAAUAUGCCACAAGAAUGAACCAGCAGAGUUGUAUGUGCAUCAAUGGCUAACAGUGGAUGCUUUGCAUGCCACUUAUGCACACACCUUGAACCCUGUCAAUUCUGCUAAGUAUUGGCCUACCUUAACAAAGCCUAAAUCUAUUCCUCCACCAUUGAAAAGGCCAAUUGGCCGUCCCAAGAAACAUAGGAAAAAGGAUCCAAGUUAG
Gastrolobium bilobum is the source of this 834-nucleotide messenger RNA. RefSeq lists its product as uncharacterized. The transcript has a single exon. Gene Ontology annotation, molecular function: zinc ion binding. Lineage: Eukaryota; Viridiplantae; Streptophyta; Magnoliopsida; Fabales; Fabaceae. The record is from RefSeq and is a predicted model, not a curated record. Bases 1 to 834 code for a protein of 277 amino acids.